AUGCAACAUAUUCCUCUAAAUGUUGGAGGUGUGCUAUGGGACUUAUCCAACUAUCCCUAUGGCCCCAUCUUCAAGAGCAGACACAGCCUUACAACGCUGCCAUUCUAUAACUUUCUGCUAUGGGUCCUGCUCGGGGUUUUGACGUUUCCAUGCUGUGUCCAGUGUUUAAUCUUCAAAGUUGGGGUCCUUGGGCCCUGGAACUGCGACCCGGUCUACUCCAAGGCCCUACCUGCGCUGGCCGCUAAACUGGCCGUGGGCAGAAUAAACGAGGAUUUCAGUUUAGAUUUGGGCAGCAAAUUGGACUUUGUGAUCCUGCAAGAAGCAUGUGAAACGUCUAAAGCAUUGACAACAUUUGUGUACUACGAGAAGAUGGUGGACGGUUUCGUCGGCCCCACGAAUCCAGGAUACUGUGACGCAGCCUCACUUUUGGGCAAAAACUGGGAUAAAGCUAUCUUUUCCUGGGCUUGUAUUAACUAUGAGUUGGAUCGAAUCAAGGGUUACCCAACCUUCGCACGGACACUGCCGUCACCCACACGGGUGUUGUUCACCGUGUUAAAGCAUUUCAGUUGGGCCAACAUCGGCAUCGUGUCUUCCAAUGAGGAUAUCUGGAUAGACACCGCCGGUAAAGUGGCCAACUCCCUGCGGAGCCAGGGACUUCCCGUUGGCAUAGUAGCUUCGGUGGGAAUGAACGAGACGGAGAUGGAAAGCACACUGAGCAGAAUCCAGGCUGCUGGAGAGAUCAAAGUGAUCAUCAUGUGCAUGCACUCUGCUCUGAUUGGUGGGGAGCAGCAGGCAGCCUUCCUGCUGAAGGCUCAUGAGAUGGGUCUGACGAAGGGCCGCUACGUUUUUGUCCCCUAUGACACCCUGCUCUAUAGCCUGCCCUACACCAACACGUCCUACUUCCCCCUGCAAAACAACACCAAGCUGCGGCAGGCCUACGACGCCGUGCUCACCAUCACUGUGUCCUCAGAUCUGAUGUCAUUCAACGAGGCGUUCAACAUGGCCAAGAGGUUUGAGGAACUCACCAUAUCACUGGUCCCACAGCAGGUCAACCCCCUGUUUGGAACCAUCUACAACGGUAUUUACCUCCUUGCCAAAGCCAUGCACAAUGCCAGGAGAGCUGGCCAGUGGCUCUCCGGGACCAACCUAGCUUAUUUCACCAGGAACAUGACGUUCUCUGGCUUCAACCAGAAGAUCCAGAUAGACACUGAAGGGGAGAGCCAGACCAACUAUGUCAUCCUGGACUCCGACGGAUGGGAGGGUCAGCUGUACCGCUCCUAUCUGGUGGACCUGAGCGCUGACAUGGUCCGCUUCGCAGGCAAAUCCAUUCAUUUCCCUGGGGGUUCCCCUCCCUCCGCAGACUCCAGCUGUUGGUUUGAACCAAACAUUAUCUGCACUGGAGGUGUGGAGAUAACCUACGUCAUAGUGGUGGUUGUGAUCAUCUUCAUUCUGAUCGUGGGAGGACUUGGUCUAAGUCUGUUUGUAAGGAGGAGAAUCCAGCAGAUCCAGUUGGUGAAGGGGCCCAAUCGGAUCCUACUGACUCUAGAGGACCUCACGUUCAUCAACCCUCAACUUAGCAAGAGGAAAAUCACUCUAGAGGACCUGAGUGAAUCUAAAAGUGCAAUAGACAACAACGGUAUGCAUUCAGGAGACCUGCACCACUCUGUGAACAGCAUCACUACCGCAACACAUGACACCACAAAUGUAGCUGUCUAUGAGGGCGACUGGGUGUGGCUGAAAAAGUUUGAAGAAGGCCAUUUCAAGGAAGUCAAGCAGAGCACCACCAAGAUCUUUACAAAGAUGAAGGAUCUGCGAAAUGAGAACAUCAAUCCGUUCCUGGGGUUUUUCACAGACUGUGACAUGUUUGCCGUGGUGACGGAGCAUUGUUCCCGUGGCAGUCUGCAGGACCUCCUGAGGAACGAUGACGUCAAGCUGGAAUGGAUGUUCAAGUCUUCUUUGUUGCUGGACCUAAUCAAGGGUAUGAAGUAUCUGCACCAUCGAGAGUUCCCUCACGGUCGGCUGAAGUCACGGAACUGUGUGGUGGACGGUCGCUUCGUCCUCAAGAUCACAGACUACGGCUUUAACGAGCUGCUGGAAUCCCAGAAAUCCCCCAAAAAUCUAGUUCCACCUGAAGAUCAGUUUUGGACAGCUCCAGAGUUCCUCCGAGACGUGGAGAACUCUCGGAAGGGCACCUAUAAAGGAGAUGUGUAUAGUUUUGCCAUUAUACUCCAAGAGGUGGUUGUCCGAGGACUUCCAUAUUGCAUGCUGGGUCUGACUCCUGCGGAGAUCAUCCGUAAGGUGAAGAAGCCUCCUCCCAUGUGCAGGCCCACGGUGGCCCCAGAUCAGGCUCCUCUGGAGUGUAUCCAGCUGAUGAAACAGUGCUGGAGCGAACAGCCUGACCGGAGACCAGCCUUCGAUGAGAUCUUUGACCAGUUCAAGCUGAUCAACAAGGGCAAGAAGACCAACAUCAUUGACUCCAUGUUGCGGAUGCUGGAACAGUACUCAUCUAACCUGGAGGACCUGAUCAGAGAGAGGACAGAGGAGCUGGAAGUGGAGAAACAGAGGACAGAGAAACUGCUGUCUGAGAUGCUGCCUCCUUCUGUGGCAGAGGCUCUGAAGACGGGUGCAACAGUGGAGCCAGAGUACUUUGACCAGGUCACCAUCUACUUCAGUGACAUAGUAGGCUUCACCACCAUCUCCUCCCUCAGUGAUCCCAUCGAGGUGGUGGACCUGCUCAAUGACCUGUACACGCUGUUCGACGCUGUGCUCAGCAACCACGACGUAUACAAGGUGGAGACCAUUGGUGACGCCUACAUGGUGGCGUCAGGUCUGCCCAAGAGGAAUGGCAACAAACACGCAGCGGAGAUAGCCAACAUGUCCCUGAACAUCCUGAGCUCUGUGGGCACCUUCCAGAUGCGCCACAUGCCCGGCAUUCCCGUCAGGAUACGAAUAGGGAUACACUCAGGGUCAUGUGUGGCUGGGGUGGUGGGUCUGACCAUGCCUCGGUACUGCCUUUUUGGAGACACAGUCAACACUGCCUCUCGUAUGGAAUCCACUGGGCUGCCUUAUAGAAUUCAUGUGAACAUGAGCACUGUGAAGAUCCUGCGCUCCCUCAACGAGGGCUACAAGAUAGACGUCAGGGGCAUGACAGAGCUGAAGGGUAAAGGCAUUGAAGAGACUUACUGGCUGGUUGGGAAAGAAAACUUCACAAAGCCUUUACCGAACCCUCCAGAGAUUAAACCAGGGGACAACUGGCAAGAGAUGGUGACAGAUGAGAUCAAGACGAUAUUUCGCAAGGCCAACCGGGAGGUGGACAAGCCUAAAAUAUGAGCAGACGAGACAGACGGAGAGAGACAAACACGGGGAGAAGAGGACACAUCCAAAGAGAGAGAGGGAGGAAGAGAAUGGGAUGAUGAAGAACUGGAGGACAGAGGGCAUGGACCGGCCUGCUCACUGCAGCUUACGUGGCCUCCUUUAAUAGGAUUUCCUGGCUUCUGUCUGUGUAAUCUGCUUGUGGCCAGCACAGCAGAAAGGGAGAGCACUAAUGAAAUGAAGGUUGUUGUA
Molecule: messenger RNA, 3564 nt
Organism: Oncorhynchus masou masou (cherry salmon)
Lineage: Eukaryota; Metazoa; Chordata; Actinopteri; Salmoniformes; Salmonidae
Product: retinal guanylyl cyclase 2-like
Exons: 18
Coding region: 1-3330 (1109 amino acids)
Biological process (GO): cGMP biosynthetic process; intracellular signal transduction; protein phosphorylation
Cellular component (GO): plasma membrane
Molecular function (GO): adenylate cyclase activity; protein kinase activity; ATP binding
Source: RefSeq, a predicted model, not a curated record